Contarinia nasturtii (swede midge) is the source of this 761-nucleotide messenger RNA. RefSeq names its product tax1-binding protein 3 homolog. The transcript is spliced from 4 exons. The record is from RefSeq and is a predicted model, not a curated record. The coding region runs from base 168 to 539 and encodes 123 amino acids. Gene Ontology annotation, molecular function: protein binding. Lineage: Eukaryota; Metazoa; Arthropoda; Insecta; Diptera; Cecidomyiidae.
AACACACCUAUAGUUAAUUUCAAUAAAUAAAUGUGAAGUAGUUCUCUGUCUGAUAUACAUUGCUUGUGUGCGUAUAUUUGUUUACAAUUUGGUCGUCAGUGAAGAAAAAUUGUUGAAUUUGAGUGAUUUCGAUUUAAAAACAAAUCAAAUAAAUAUUAUCUAUCACAAUGGCUAAAAUGGCUUUUCAACACCAGGCAGGCACUGCCAUGGAGUGCCUCAGUAUACCGAUUGUAGUACAUAAAGAAAUGGACUAUGAUGCUGAAGGAAAGGAGAUGCUGAAGUGUGGUUUUAAAAUUGGAGGCGGAAUCGAUCAAAAUUAUAAGAAAAGCCCACAAGGUUAUACGGACAAUGGCAUCUAUGUGACUGAUGUGCACGAAGGUAGUCCUGCGUCUCGAGCCGGCUUACGUAUGCAUGACAAAAUUUUGCAAUGCAAUGGUUACGAUUUUACAAUGGUCACACAUAAAAAGGCCGUGAGUUACAUACGAAAACAUCCCGUGCUAAAUUUGUUGGUGGCACGAAAAGGGGUCACAUCCACUUAAAUCACACAAUGAUAUUCUCUAUUUAUGUAUGUCCCAGUCAUAACCAUUUCGGGAGCAUUAUAGAGACUGAUUUGCAGAUCAAACUCAUCCACAAAAUAGUCCAAAUAUUUAACAUUCAAAAAGUUAAAGAACAAAUUCCAGAUUUAUACAAACAAAAAAAUAACAAUAACAAACUUAGUAUAAUUGUUUUUGAUGGUGUUUUUAUAAUGAUUAAAUUUAUAA